This is a messenger RNA of Trichosurus vulpecula (common brushtail), 1688 nucleotides long. RefSeq names its product corepressor interacting with RBPJ, CIR1 (gene CIRSR). Gene Ontology annotation, biological process: negative regulation of DNA-templated transcription. The record is from RefSeq and is a predicted model, not a curated record. Lineage: Eukaryota; Metazoa; Chordata; Mammalia; Diprotodontia; Phalangeridae. Gene Ontology annotation, molecular function: transcription corepressor activity. The transcript has 10 exons. Bases 61 to 1581 code for a protein of 506 amino acids. Gene Ontology annotation, cellular component: nucleus.
GUUCGAUAGUGGAAGCUUGUUGAUGUCGGGAGGUUCUCGGUCUCCACGUCCAGCGCAAACAUGGGGAAAUCAUUCGCUAACUUCAUGUGCAAGAAGGACUUCCAUCCGGCGUCCAAGUCCAACAUCAAGAAAGUAUGGAUGGCUGAACAGAAAAUAUCAUAUGAUAAGAAGAAACAAGAGGAGUUAAUGCAACAGUACCUUAAGGAACAAGAAUCAUAUGAUAAUAGGUUGCUUAUGGGUGAUGAACGUGUAAAGAAUGGCCUUAAUUUUAUGUAUGAGGCCCCACCAGGAGCUAAAAAAGAAAACAAAGAGCAAGAAGAUGCAAAAGGAGAGACGGAAUACAAAUUUGAAUGGCAGAAAGGAGCCCCACGAGAAAAAUAUGCAAAGGAUGACAUGAAUAUCAGAGACCAGCCAUUUGGUAUUCAGGUGCGGAAUGUGAGGUGCAUUAAAUGUCACAAAUGGGGUCAUGUCAACACUGAUAGAGAGUGUCCUUUGUUUGGUCUUUCUGGAAUCAAUGCAAGUUCAGUCUCCAAUGAUGGCUCAGGGCCAUCAAUGCACCCCUCGGAGCUAAUAGCGGAGAUGAGAAACAGUGGGUUUGCACUAAAACGAAAUGUACUGGGGAGAAACUUGACCGCAAAUGAUCCAUCACAGGAAUAUGUCGCAAGUGAGGGUGAAGAAGAUCCAGAAGUUGAAUUCUUAAAAUCACUAUCAACUAAACAAAAACAGAAACUACUCAGGAAAUUGGAUCACCUUGAGAAGAAAAAGAAGAAAAAGAAAAAAGAUAGAAAGAAGCAGCAGCUGCAAAAGAAGAAAAGCAGAAGUAAACACAGAAAACAUAAGAAUAAGUCCCCCUCCUCCUCCUCUUCCUCUAGUUCUACAACCUCCUCUUCUUCCUCUUCCUCCUCUUCUUCCUCCUCCUCAUCUUCCUCCUCCUCUUCUUCCUCAUCUUCCUCUUCUUCCUCUUCCUCCUCCUCUUCCUCCUCCUCCUCCAGUGAAACUUCAGAAAGCAGCAGUGAGAGUGACAGCAAAGAGAGAAAAACACGGAAGAAGAUGGCUUCUAAGAAGAAAAAAAAAGCCAAGUCUUCAGAAGGUGACAGCAGUGAUUCAGAAGGGAAGGGGGGAAAGUCUGGGAGGGCGAGACUUGAUAAAGAGACCUCCGGUAGUCACAGUCACAAGGAAAAGGUGAAGGAGAAGUUGAGGUUUUCAAAGCAAGAGAGUUUUGGGGACAAUAACAAGUGGAGCUACUGUGGUUCUGAAAGAAAGUCCAAAAGGCAGAAUCACAGCCCAGGCAAGAGAGAAUCUGAGGGCAAGGAGAGAUAUAGUAGGAACCAAAGCAAGGAAGACAGAGAUCAUAGAAGCUCCAGCACAAGUCACAGCAGUUCUGGGCUAAGACAGACAAGAAAGAGACCAGGCCGGAGCCCCAGCGAAGAGCAGAGCAGAAAGAGAGAGUCCCGAAGCUCCAGCACGUGUGUGUAUAGAGGUGAAAAGAAACACAGAGGAGACUCCAGGGAGGAAUGUGGUAGGGCGACACACAGACAUCGAAGCAGGAGUGGAGACCGAAUAAAGAGAGAGUAUCUGUGACAGGUACCUGGAAAUAGAAAUAGCUCCACUGUUUUAUUGACUACCUUCCCCAAGGGCUAAAUUAUGUACUAUUGUCUUCCUAAUAAAAAGCUCUAUUUUCAUUUUCC